This is a messenger RNA of Rhea pennata, 2408 nucleotides long. RefSeq names its product serine hydroxymethyltransferase 1 (gene SHMT1). Bases 87 to 1544 code for a protein of 485 amino acids. Gene Ontology annotation, cellular component: cytoplasm; nucleus; cytosol. Gene Ontology annotation, molecular function: pyridoxal phosphate binding; cobalt ion binding; protein homodimerization activity. Gene Ontology annotation, biological process: tetrahydrofolate interconversion; folic acid metabolic process; protein homotetramerization. The record is from RefSeq and is a predicted model, not a curated record. Lineage: Eukaryota; Metazoa; Chordata; Aves; Rheiformes; Rheidae. The transcript is spliced from 12 exons.
GGGCGUGUCCCAGCGUUCUAUGGUAGGCGCGCGGCUUCCCGCGCCGCGCCGCGCCCGGGGCAGGCUACGUUGGACCCAGCAGGCAGAUGGCAAACUCAGCGUCAGGCAGUGGGGGCCUCCCCAGCACAGAGCUCUGGACCUCUCAUAACAGGAUGCUAGUGGAGCCACUCGACAGCAACGACCCAGAGGUGUACGGCAUCAUCAAGAAGGAGAAGCAGCGCCAGAAGCUGGGGCUGGAGUUAAUCGCCUCAGAAAACUUUGCAAGCCGAGCGGUCCUGGAAGCCCUGGGAUCCUGCAUGAACAACAAGUACUCUGAGGGUUACCCUGGACAGAGGUACUACGGCGGGACAGAGUUUGUAGAUGAGCUGGAAAGGCUAUGUCAGAAGAGAGCCCUGGAAGCGUACCAGCUGGACCCCCAGAAGUGGGGAGUCAACGUCCAGCCAUACUCAGGGUCGCCCGCUAACUUUGCGGUGUACACAGCCCUGGUGGAGCCCCAUGGUAGGAUCAUGGGGCUGGAUCUGCCCGAUGGGGGCCAUCUCACCCACGGCUUCAUGACUGACAAGAAGAAGAUCUCUGCUACCUCCGUCUUCUUUGAGUCCAUGCCCUAUAAGGUCAACCCUAAGACUGGUUACAUUGAUUACGAUCGACUAGAGGAAAACGCCCGCCUGUUUCACCCCAAGCUGAUCAUAGCAGGCGUCAGCUGCUACUCACGCAACCUGGACUACGCCCGCAUGCGGAAGAUCGCCGAUGCCAACGGGGCCUAUCUCAUGGCUGACAUGGCCCACAUCAGCGGGCUUGUGGCUGCCGGUGUGGUGCCCUCCCCCUUCGACCACUGCGACAUCGUCUCCACCACCACCCACAAGACUUUGCGGGGCUGCAGAGCCGGCAUGAUCUUCUACCGCAAAGGCACCCGCAGUGUGGACCCCAAGACAGGCAAGGAAACGCUCUACAACCUGGAGAGCCUCAUCAACCAGGCAGUCUUCCCCGGGCUGCAGGGAGGGCCGCACAACCACGCCAUCGCAGGGAUCGCCGUGACGCUACGGCAAGCCAUGACACCCGAGUUCAAGGCCUACCAGCAGCAGGUGGUCGCGAACUGCAAGGCGCUCUCGGCAGCUCUGAUGGAGCUGGGCUACGACAUCGUCACAGGGGGCUCUGACAACCACCUGAUUCUCCUGGACCUGCGUAGCAGAGGCACAGAUGGUGGCCGGGCCGAGCGGGUGCUGGAGAUCUGCUCCAUCGCCUGCAACAAGAACACUUGUCCUGGAGAUGUCAGCGCCCUGCGCCCCAGCGGCCUGCGGUUUGGGACGCCGGCUCUGACCUCCCGGGGCUUCCGGCAGGAUGACUUUCGCCAGGUGGCUCGUUACAUCCACAGAGGGAUCGAGCUGACGCUGCGCAUACAGAACGACAUGAGCCCCAAGGCCACCCUGAAGGAAUUCAAGGAGAAACUGAACGAGGAGAAAUACCGGGGGGACCUCAAGGCGCUCAAGGAGGAGGUGGAGGCCUUCGCGGCAACCUUCCCACUCCCGGGCUUGCCUGUCCUGUAGAGGGAGGCAGCAGGGCCCGGUCCCAGAGCCAGGACACCUGAGCUUGCACUUGUCCAAAUCCCCAGUCCCCUGCCCAGGCUCUCCCAGCGGGCAAUUCCCACUGUCACCUCCCUGCUGGCACUGGUUUCUGUGCAGCUGCUGGUCCUAGUCUGGCUCUUACUCACCUCUCCCCUCACAUUAGGGACCCAGGAUCCCCCCCCAGAGCCCAGCCCCCCGGGGGGGAAUGCCAGCCCUUUAACCACUAACAACUGGGAUAAUGUGGCUUCUGUUACGGGACUGAGCAGGUAACCCUCACCUUACAGCCAGGCUCGGGUUUGAUCCUGCUCUCACCCUCUGCGAGGGCAGCACAUGUGGUUACACAGGUCUACGGGGUGCGGUGGCGUUCAUGGGGACACCCCUGUCCGCAGCGGCCCGUGAGGGCCGCCCGGGUUCGCCUCCCGCGGGAGCCGUUCGCCCUGGGGCCACGUGCACUCUGUGCGACUGCACAAGCGGCUUCUCAGCCUUAAAAAGCCUCGACAGCUUCAGCCACGAAGACUCGGCGGCCCUGCCUCGGUGCUUUGCAGGCGCCACACACUUUUACAAGGUCAAGCCCCGUUAGGGGGAGAAGUCUCUGGUGCUUUGGCCUGAAUCCGCACACCAGCCCUCCCCAGGGAUCAGUCUUCCAACUCCAUCAUUAGCCCAUAUCUCCAGUCUCUUUUCAGGCAUCUGAAGCACAAAGUUUAAGUAGAAUCAUUUUUUAAUAAGCACAGUAAAAUUAAGAAUUUAACCACAAUGUAUGACAAGAAUUAUAAGCUUUAAAAAAUACAACCAAUUUUUUGUAUUUCAAAAAUAUCUGAACCCAAAUAAAUAAUUUUUUUAAAAGUA